Molecule: messenger RNA, 3803 nt
Organism: Adelges cooleyi (spruce gall adelgid)
Lineage: Eukaryota; Metazoa; Arthropoda; Insecta; Hemiptera; Adelgidae
Gene: bdg
Product: sodium-dependent transporter bedraggled
Exons: 15
Coding region: 374-3607 (1077 amino acids)
Biological process (GO): sodium ion transmembrane transport
Cellular component (GO): membrane
Source: RefSeq, a predicted model, not a curated record
GUCCCGGACCAACACCGUCGUCAAGGGCGCGUUCGUCAUCCGCAGUAGCGCCGACAGUUUCCCCCUUGAGUACGGCCAAUAUACGGCCGUUUAUAUUAUAUUAUAAUUAUUAUAUUGUUUUUUAAGUGCGACCAUAAUUAAUGUAAUCAACGGUUAUUAUUGAGAAAAAAAAAGCCACGUCGAGUUUUUUAACGUGACGAGUGACGGGUGCCGUCGGAUUUGAGUGUACCUAUUUUAAAAAAAAAACAAUAAUAUCAUUUUAUUGCUGUUGUCGUUGGUAUUAUGACCGUAGUCGCCCUGGAAGACUUUUCAGCUCGACCGAAGGAUACCACUUAGGAUCGAUAUCAGAAGAAGAACCGUGCCGUGCCUGAGUAUGGAUACCGGCGAUUACCGUUACCGUGGUGGCGGUAAUGUCACGUCCGCAGACGACGAACCCGAAGAUCGUUUUCAACCUUGGCUUUUCAUGGCGGCCGAAGAUCUUCUAGAACAACCGCAGGGAGCUCCCGAGGGAGACGUGCAAACCGAUUAUCUUGCUGCCAAUUUGUUGCUACUCUAUUUGAACUUGGUUAGGCUGUCCAUGCUCAGUAAUGAUGACCGGCAACCUCUACAUUCAGAACUUGUCGAGGAAGAGCGCCAAAUGAUAAAGCAAAAUACAAGUUCUGACGGGUUGAUUGUCGAGCCCGACGUCGACGAGCGGCGGCCUCGGUUGCCCGGGGAACCGGGACCAUCAACAGACGAGCGGCCGUCGACGGACCAGCAACGAGAGCGCCGGCGGUCGCAGGGCAGCACAGCCAUGAUAACCGUAUCGGCGUGCGGUUUCAGAGCGCGGCCCAAACCCACGGCCCUGUUCCCGGUCGACCUGGCCGACAGGUUGAGGUCGCCGCCACCGCAAGGUUCCAGGCCCAGGCAGUACGGACGGCGUAGGAGGAGCGGGGGCGGCGGCGACGGAGGCGGAGACGACACGUCGGAGGAGUUGUCCGUGACCUUAAGAUUGGACCGGGAAGAAGUCGAAGUACACCAGGUCACUUCUACUAGGGAACAGGCGAUGGACCAGGGCGAACAAGGAGAAGAAGGAGACCAACAACAAGAACCCAGGCUCAUCACUCCGCUCAGAGCGUACGAAAUGUCACAGGAGUCCCAAAGUCCAUUAGGCCAAUGGAGCAACAAAUACAGUUCUGUGUUGGCCACGCUCGGCUGUACUUUGGGAGCCUUCAACAUCAGUCGGUUCGCCAUACUCACAGUCCAGUUUGGAGCCAACUUCAUACUACAGUUCCUAGUGUUAUCGUUGCUAGUCGGCGUGCCGCUGUUCACGUUUCACAGUUCGCUUGGCCAGCUGCUAGGCGCCGGUGUGAUGGACAUGUGGAGGAUAUCACCGAUAUUCAAGGGAAUCGGAAUAGCGCUGCUACUGGCCCAAGCGCUCAUCGGCACCUACUCCAUUAUCGGAGUGUCGUGGAUGUUCGCGUACUUCCGCGAUUCGUUCAUCACUAAACAAGACAUUUACAGAUGGGCGGAACCGAUCGACGAGUACAGAGAAGAUGGCGUGCCCUGGACUUAUUCCUCGAACGUCAGCUAUAACAUAGAAGAGACGGUACCAGCAUACUUUAACGGCAUAGCUCUGCAAAGGAAAUAUGUGGAAAAACUCGAGAUGAACGACAACUCGUUGAAACUGCCCGUAGUCGUUAACUUGACCAUCGUUUGGGCGAUUGUAUUUAUAUGCCUUAGCAAAGGUCUCAAGUCUUACAGCAAAGUUGUGUGCAUGUUUUCGCUGGUACCAGUGUUUGGUAUGUUUAUGUUGUGCACGAAGAUGUUGGGCAUGGCACCCAUUAUCGGAUUUCAACAUCAAGACAUCUUUCCGGAAACCGAUUGGAGCGAAUUUUUCCUCAACACUAAAAGUUGGGUAGCUGCUUUUACAGAAACGUUCCUGACGUGGGGCAUAUUGGGAGCGUGCACGAUGCAAAUCACAUCGCACAAUCGGCCGAAGCAUUUGCUGCACAGGGAUGCUUCGCUAGUGGUCAUUCUGACCAUAGCCGUGUUGGUGCUGGCCGCGUUCUUGGCCAACACCUGCGUUCAGCUCCUCGAAGCUCACGGAUACGUGUACCUGCCUAGUUCUUUUGAGCGCGUGAGUUCCUAUACAUUCAUGUUCAAACAAAAUUCCCCUCAAGCCCGCAAACACUUGACGCCGGUGCGAUGGAUGCAGCACAGCAGCUUGUUCAUGGGUGAGAGAACAAUGAAGACCAACGUGCCCGGGGUGCCACAGGAGAGCGGCUACCAAGCGAUGCGACUGGCCACCGAACUCUUUCCGGCCACGUUCGCCUUGAUAGGGGCCAAAAACAUCUCCCCCUUCUGGUCCGUUCUAUUCUAUUUUUCGCUAAUCAUGUUUGGCAUCGGACAACAGAUAGCCAUAUGGCAUUGCGUGGUCAGCGGCGUCAUAUCUCUACAUCCGUUCAAACUGCGUAAGUGGCGCACUACCAUCACAUUUCUGUCAUGCGCCGCCGCUUUUUCUGUUGGCCUGUUCAUGGCGACUGAAUUGGGCAUAUUUAUCGUGUACCUCAUGGACUUCUGCGUGGGGUGCGGCUGGUGGAUGAUGAUAUUGUACUUGCUCGAAAUCGGAGCUUUGUUCAUGGUCCGCGGUAGACCGUAUAGCGGCGAGACGGUAGUGGCAACGCUUUUCUCCCAGGCUAACCAUCAUCUGCAAGUGUGGUUGGCGCCCAUGUUGUCCUUCGACUGGAACAUCGUAGUGCCGGUCGCGCUGAUUUUGCUGAGUACGUCAGUGUUCAAAAACGGAGGAUAUCGUUGGCUGUACAACUGGAAAACCACGUCUCAGGCGUCAUACUGGUCGGCCUCGAGCAGGGAAUUCGGUUGCCUGCUACAAAUACUUCCUUUGCUGAUAGUACCGUUCGCCGGCAUCGUGCAGAGCUGUCGGUACUUGGCCACCGGACCACCGGACUUAUUCGACCGUAUACAAAUGCUAUAUCGGCCAGUGAUUGAGACCCGGAGGAACGCGGAGAACGGGGAUGGAGCCUCGGAAGGCGGUGCCAACGGAUCGGCAGCCGUGCAAAUCGAAGACCCACCGCCCAAGUACACGCCGCCACCGUCUUACUCGACGGCUACCGGAGCAAGAAUCGCCAAAAUGUUGCGACAGAGCAUACGGAGGAGCGUGCGGAGGAUAGCGCACGUGCUGGGAAACCAAACGGCCGCGGCCAUACUGGGCGAAACGUCCACGUCCGCCGCCGUCAACGCUUCUGUCGUGGCCUCGGCGUCGGCUUCCGGCGGUCACCAGGCGCCGCAGUCUCAUCCGGCAGCCUUACGUCAACCGACCGUCUCCUCCACCGCCGGCACAACUCCGACAACGACACCCGACCGACUAGCCACGGCGAUGCCGCCUCCCCCGGAUUACACUACGGUUCUGGUGGAGAUCAGCAAGAACGCCGGCAUCGUCAACGGAAUCGUCGGUGGUUGUAGUACCAGCAGCAGCAGCAGCAGCAGUAGCGUGGGCGAAAUGUCGUCGGCCUCCAGUCUGUCGAACGAGCAGAGCACCAGCAUAGAGUGUCUGAUGGAAAGGGUCGAGCCCAUCAACGUGGAUCGGGCAUGCGGAUCCGGAAUGUAAGACGAUCUCACCCCCUUCCCCGUCUCCAAAAAAAAAAUCUCCUCCGAGACGUUGAAUCAAUGUCGAAGAAAAAAAAACGACAGCCCAGAAAUCGAGGCGCGUUGGCGUUAACGUAAAUGAAAAAAAAAACGAACACAAUCAACUGUACAAAAACUAAUGAUGAAGCGCAUACGUUUUCGUAUAUUAUUAAAAGAAA